Messenger RNA from Racocetra persica, 1329 nucleotides. NCBI's taxonomy places the organism in Eukaryota, Fungi, Glomeromycota, Glomeromycetes, Diversisporales, Gigasporaceae. The record is from the annotation of a GenBank genome assembly.
AUGAAUCAAGAACAUCAAUUGGUUGGAAGAAGACUCAAUAUUGAUACAGAAAAGAAACUUCAUCUUGAAAAGCAAGCAACAUACGGAUAUUGUUUGCGAAUGUCCAGACUUGAAGCUAAUUGCCUUCGUGGACAAUCGGAAUACAUUGAACUUGCAACGCAACGAACUGGUGUAUUUUUUACGACACAAAAGCUGAAAAAAUUAAGUUCUAAUUUUUUUAGCGAAACGGAGCACUAUGAAGACGUACAAAGCUCUCUUGUAAGAGAGGUUAUCAACAUUUCUGCCUCUUAUUGCCCGGCAUUGGAAACACUAAAUGUAUUAUUGGCGCAUAUUGAUGUCUUGGUUACUUUUGCAGAUGUUUCCGUACGUGCACCUAUACCUUACAUUCGCCCAAAAAUGAGCGAUAAAGGUGAAGGCCAUGUUGUUUUAAAAAAUGCGCGCCAUCCUUGCCUAGAAAUUCAAGAUGGUGUUUCGUUUAUUCCAAAUGAUGUCGAAUUAAUUCGAGAUCAAAGUGAAUUGCACAUUAUCACGGGCCCAAACAUGGGUGGCAAAUCGACAUAUAUUCGACAAAUCGGUGUUAUUGCUUUGAUGGCGCAAGUUGGAUGCUUUGUUCCAUGCGCGGAAGCAAGUUUGUGCAUAUUCGACUGUAUACUUGCCAGAGUGGGUGCUGGAGACAGCCAGCUCAGAGGUGUAUCUACAUUUAUGUUGGAAAUGUUGGAAACUGCUACAAUUCUGAAGACUGCGACAAAAAAUUCUUUGAUUAUUAUUGAUGAGCUUGGACGGGGAACAAGCACUUAUGAUGGAUUUGGACUCGCUUGGGCCAUAUCAGAGUACAUCUCGACACAGAUACGCUGUUUUUGCUUGUUCGCAACACAUUUUCACGAAUUAACUGCGCUAAGUGAUGAAGUUCCACAUGUGCGUAACCUUCAUGUUACGGCGCACAUUGACCAGAAGGCUUGUGGAACCCGUGACAUUACACUGUUAUACAGAGUUACCGAAGGUGUCUGUGACGAGAGCUUUGGUAUUCAUGUUGCUGAAUUGGCCAAUUUUCCAGAAAUUGCUGUUAAACUUGCAAGAAGGAAGGCAAAUGAAUUAGAAGUUUUCAUGCAACAUGAACAAGAUCACAACGCGAAAGACAAAUAUUCAAAACAGGAAAUUGAGGAAGGAGGCACAAUCAUUAAGGAAUUUCUUAAAGAUAUUUCCCAGAUUCCUAAUAUUGAAUCUAUGAAUUACAGUUCAAUGCUAGAUCGAAUUCAGGAAGUGAAAAGCAAAUAUCAAGAAAAAAUUGAAGGGAAUCCAUGGUGCUGCGAUGUUAUAACCGGAUUUUAA